UCUAUGCCAUGGAAAUUAAUCCUCCUUGUGGGGACAAUCUUUACGAUGAUGAUGGUAAACGCCUCCCUCCAUGUAUACCAGGGGCCUGGCUCACUCCUGCUAUUAUGGCCUGUUACCUCUUGGUAGCAAAUAUCCUGUUGGUAAACCUGCUGAUUGCUGUGUUCAACAAUACCUUCUUUGAGGUAAAAUCAAUAUCCAACCAAGUCUGGAAGUUCCAGCGAUACCAGCUGAUCAUGACAUUCCAUGACAGACCUGUCCUCCCACCGCCAAUGAUUAUCUUCAGCCACAUCUACAUAAUCAUCAAGCGAAUCUGCUGUCGCUGCAAGAAGGGUGAAGGAGACCAGGAUGAGCGUGACAGGGGACUGAAGUUAUUUCUGAAUGAUGAAGAGCUAAAAAAACUGUAUGAGUUUGAAGAGCAGUGUGUAGAAGAAUACUUCCAGGAAAAAGAGGAUGAGCAGCAAUCAUCUAAUGAUGAACGCAUCAGAGUUACCUCUGAAAGAGUUGAAAAUAUGUCUAUGAGGCUAGAAGAAGUGAAUGAAAGAGAACAUUUUAUGAAAGCUUCUCUUCAAACAGUCGACCUUCGACUCUCUCAGUUGGAAGAACUAUCUGAUCGGAUGGUGAAUGCUCUUGAGAAGCUGGCAGGAAUUGACAAAUCUGAGCUGACAUAUACACGUUCACGGGCUUCGUCUGAGUGUGAUGCUGCAUAUCUCCUAAGGCAAAGCAGUGUUAACAGCUCUGAUGGCUACAGCAUGUACAGAUACCAUGUCAGUGGUGAUGAGUUAACAUAUGACAGUACCACUCCUAUGUCACCAGCCAUAGGAUUGCGUAAAAAAGCCCAUUCUAUUGGUACCAAAGAAGAUGGAGCAGACCCAAGGAUGCUGGUUCCAGAACACCACACCAGUCUCCAUUAUACUUCUAGUGCGAAUGCAGUCACCACAGCAGAUUACAGUAAAUCUACAUUAGAAAUUGCACAGAAUGUCUCCAGACCCCGUUCUGGUUCAGGUGGUUUUGGGGAUGAAAAGCAGUGGAUUUUCAAGAGUGAUGGAAUGGUUCCUCAAAGUAUAAACCAGAUGGAUGCUGUUACGAACAGACAGUCAGUACCAAGAUCAGAUUUUCAGAACACUCAGUUAAAAGUAGAACGUACCAAGUUAGAAGCAACCAUCUCUUAUCCCUUGGACAAAUCCAAAGCAAUGCGCUAUUUUCCUCCUGAAACAUUCAGUGCUUAUCAAACCACUAUGAUGAAGUCAAGGAGCUUUAUAUUUGCCCAGGGUGGGAAGCUGGUUGGAGGAGUUAACAACUGGACCACAGAAUAUAGUACCAUCAUGGAUCAGGUGUGCCCUUCUACAAUUGAACAAUGGACCACAGAGUGGAAAUAUGAAGUUGAGCAGCAACUUUCUCAAGAACCUCCUCCAGAAUACCCUGGUUUUAUCUCUGAAGCAGGAAGGCAAGCGGAGCAGAAACAGUUACAGAUGGAUACAGAUGAUGACAGUGAUGUUGGUGAAGCAGGUAUGAGUGCCUCUUACACCUCUAUGCCUGCCACUGUCAAGGCUGAGAAAGAGAAUUUACUAUCAGUAAAGCCAGAAAGGACUUCUGGGUUCCCAUCAGUACGGUCAAAGAGUUUGCGCAGCCAUUCUCAGAAAGCCAAGUCUGUAAGGGACAAAUUAAAUAGACCAGGACAUGCCAGCAGCAUAACUAAUUUGGUGGUAGCAUUUGGCAGUGCAACAGAAGAACAGAAAGCUAGGCAAGAAAAUGCGUCCACAGAAACUGAAUGUUAA
Molecule: messenger RNA, 1775 nt
Organism: Fulmarus glacialis (Northern fulmar)
Lineage: Eukaryota; Metazoa; Chordata; Aves; Procellariiformes; Procellariidae
Product: transient receptor potential cation channel subfamily M member 1-like
Exons: 5
Biological process (GO): calcium ion transport into cytosol; protein tetramerization
Molecular function (GO): calcium channel activity
Source: RefSeq, a predicted model, not a curated record